AUUUCGUAAUUUGGCGAUCGUUUCUAUUUUCUAAUUUUUUCCGAGUUCAGACUUUCAGAGUAGCUCUCCUCCUCACGAUCAGCAACAGCCAACAGUAAGAAACGGUGACUUGCGGCUAAAGAAGAAAUCCUUUUUCACAAUUCACUUGUCGUGGAAUUGCUUCGACAUUAACCCAUAAGGUUUGGUGGCCUUUACUCUUUAGUAAGUUGGAGUUUAAAUCUAUAAGAUGAUUAAAAUCGAUAACUUAUCGCCUUCAAAAAUGGAUGAUACUGAUAGUAUGUCAGACGAUGAAGAUGAAAAUUUGACUUAUGAACAACAAAGAGAAAAAAGAAUGAAAAAAAAUGAAGAAAUGUUGGAUAUACUUGGUGUAAAUCAGGCUGCAAAAACAUUGGUUAGUUCCUUACAAAAACAGACACCAGUUAAAAAAGCUAAACCAGUUAAAAAUACAAGCUUAAAACCUGAGAGACGUUCAUUGAGAAUAGCUAAUUUGCCUGCAUCUGAAGAAUAUCAUCUCCCUGGAGAAUCUGAAUUAAAAUCUAACAAUUCUGAAAGUUCUAAGAAAUAUGAUUCUUACGAAACUAAUUUUAAAGAUCAAAGUUCUAUAUCAAUACCAGAAGAAGACUCUGAUUUUGUUGAAAAACUGAGUGAUGACUUAGCCAUUAAAGAAGCUGUUAAAGAUUUUCAUCUGUUACCAAGUCAUAAAUUUGUUCAUGUAUUGAAAAGUCUGGAUAUGUAUACACCAUCACUAAAAGUGUGUGAAAAACGUAUCUACUCUCUUGCAAUUCAUCCAUCAGAAACUUCUUUGAUAGUUGCAGCAGGGGACAUGAGAGGAAACAUAUCAUUGUACAACAAUAGAAAUUCAGAAAUGCGUGAGUAUAGACUUCAUGAUGCUCCUGUUAAUUGCAUUUCAUUUUGCACAUGGGAUUCACACAAGUUGUUUUCAACUAGUCAUGAUGGGUCGGUCAGAUGUGGUGACAUUGUUAAACGAACUUUUAAUAUUAUAUAUAAGACAGAAUGGAAGAGUCAAAGUAAAUCAAAAAUGAACCAUGCCACAUGGCACACUGAAUUUGAAAGAAAUCUUCUCAUAGGAAAUGGUUCUGGUCAUGUAGAUUUGGUUGACACACGAACACCAGAUAAAAUUAUUAACACUGCCUGGUGCCAUGAAAGAUCUGUGCGUACAGUUCAAUGCCACCCAUUGGAAAAACAUCACUUUUUAACUUCAUCUGGAAUUGGAGAAGUUUCCUUGUGGGAUAUAAGAAAUAUGACUGACCAAUCAAUUAAUCCAGUUUUACAAUUUGAGCAUCCUAAAUCAUUGACAAGUGCAUUUUUUUCUGCCUCUGGUACUAAGAUGGUGUCAACGUGUAACGAUGACAACAUUAGAAUCUUUAAUACUGAUAGAUUAAAUUCAAGUGCUACAAAACCCAUAAACAUAAUUCCACAUAACAAUCAUACGGGACGUUGGCUUUCUGUAUUUAAAGCUAAAUGGAAUCCUGGAAGAGAUAAUGAAUUCUUCGUUGGAUCAAUGCUAUCACCAAAAAGAAUUCAAGUUUAUAAUUGUGCCGGACAUGUAUUGCACAAUCUAAUGUCUACAGAUAUGACUACAUAUUGUUCAGUCAUAGAAGUACAUCCCACUCAGGCUAUUUAUGUCGGAGGAAAUGGAUCUGGUCGUUUGCAUAUAUUUAGCACCAAGGAACAACUAACAUAAAACGUUAUUUUACUAAUUUAUUGAUUUAUACUUUUUUUAUACUAAUAUAUAAGCAAAACAAUUUUUUUUUUACAAACACGUCUAUAGUUUAUUAAGGCUUAUAUUAUUAUAUCUUUCCUACUUGAAGUAAAAAAAACUAUCAUUCUUUAAAUGAUAUUCUGUAAUAUACUAACAUGUACAAUGUAUAUAAGUUGUAGCCUUGGCACAUUAUUUUACAAAUGUUUGGUUGCCCUCCUAAUUGAUAAUACUGCCUGUAUUUUUUAUAUUUAUAAUGUAUCUCUAAAAUUUGUUAAAACAUCUUCUGUGUAUGUAUUAGUAUUAAACCAUAAUAAAUAGAAUACAUUUGGAACA
Acyrthosiphon pisum (pea aphid) is the source of this 2056-nucleotide messenger RNA. RefSeq names its product WD repeat-containing protein 76. Lineage: Eukaryota; Metazoa; Arthropoda; Insecta; Hemiptera; Aphididae. Gene Ontology annotation, cellular component: nucleus. Gene Ontology annotation, molecular function: protein binding; DNA binding. The transcript is spliced from 12 exons. The record is from RefSeq and is a predicted model, not a curated record. Bases 227 to 1705 code for a protein of 492 amino acids. Gene Ontology annotation, biological process: regulation of DNA damage checkpoint.